AAGUCACUUUGGGAGCGAUAAUUGAAUUUUAAGUGUGUUUGUUGAUCAUUCUCUUUAAGUAGUGGUUAUGUGGGGUUUUAUGGCCGUAUGAAAAUUAGUAGUUAUCUCUGUCUGCCACCCAGAUGGAAUGAAAUCACUGGAUCAUUAACAAAAGGUGUUAAUGAGCUCCGUUGUCACAAGGUGAUGACUUAAUGCCUUACAUGGACCAAAGCCAGCUGAAAACGCUGAGGAUGGUCCAGUCCCGAGUACUUGUCCUUUUCCUUCUCCGGGUUAGGGCACAGGGGCAGUUUGGUUUGUGCAGAAGAUGUAAACGCUGCUUAUUCUUUGAUUAACCUUAAGGAGUUGAUUUGACCUCGUUUUUUCUUUGGAAAUGGAGUGAGCAAAGGAGAUGUUGCCCUCUCUGUGUCUUUAGCUCCACUGAUCCAGCAUUUCCGAAGGAUUUCCAUGAAUAAAGAGGAGCUGGCUGAUGUGCAACUGCUGUGUCCAGUUUAUGCCCCUGCCUGGCACCAGCGAAGGAGGUUGGCCACUGCUGGGAUACAGUAGGCUGACCUGGUGAAUCUAUAACCCGAGUGCUGAUCCAGAUGUUGCUGUGAAAUACCAAUAAUGUGCUGCGAUGACCUCCUCUGCCAGCGUACCAGGUCGUAGGUCUUGAGGCAUUGAUCCAAGGGAGUAGGAAAUUGAGCUGUUGCUGAAUGUUCUUUAUAAUGUAGCUGCAUGUGAAGAAAUCCGCCGUGGCUUUGUGUCAUGCUGAGUAACAACAUGGGGCACUGUUUCAUGGGACGGGGAGCCAUGAUUCCAAGGAAGCUGAAGCCGUUUCUCUGCAGGAUGUUGUCGGGUUACAAGCCCAAAAACGAUGUCAAGGACUCUUACAAAGUUCUGGAGCUGGAGGAAGGCUGUUCCCUCGAUGACGUCAGAAACUCCUAUCACAAUCUCGCCAAAAAAUACCACCCGGACAGCAGCUCCGGCAUGGCCGACUCCAGGGCCUUCAUAAGGGUGGAGGAGGCCUACAGGGUUGUGCUGGGCGACCUGGCGGCCAAACAGAAAUCCGACCCCGGCGAGGAGGAGGAAGACCAGUUCAAAUCCAAGUCCCUGCAGCACAGGCACUACCUGAGCUUCGAGGGCGUGGGCAUCGGCACGCCGAGCCAGCGGGAGAAGCAGUACAUGCAGUUCCGCGUGGACCGCGCCACCGAGCAGGUGCUGGAGUACCGGCAGCAGCGGCUGGAGAGCCGCUACGCCGGCAGCGACCUCAGCCGGGCCAAGGACGUGCGGCAGAGCAAGAAGGUGAAGAUCACUCAGGCCGUGGAGCGGCUGGUGGAGGACCUCAUCCAGGAAUCCAUGGCCAAAGGAGACUUCGACAACCUCAGCGGCAAAGGGAAGCCGCUGCAGAAGUUCUCGCACAGCCCGCACAUCGACCCCAUGACGCACAACCUGAACAGGAUCCUCAUCGACAACGGCUACCAGCCCGAGUGGAUCCUGCUGCAGAAGGAGAUCCGGGAGACCAUCGAGCGCCUGAGGAAGAGCAUCGUGGCCUCCAGGAGGAAGCUCGGGGAGCCCAUGACGCUGCCGGAGCAGAAGCAGUGGGGCCGCAUCUGCGAGCAGUUCGCGGAAGACAUCAGGAAGUUAAACAAGAGAGUGGACAACUUCAACCUGGUGGUGCCCAUCCUCAGCAGGCAGAUGGUGCACUUCAGCACCGACAAGGAGAUCCUCCGGGCGCGGAAGAACUACGAGGCCGUCGUGGAGAAGGUUUCUGAUUCAGACACGAAGGAAAACGGGCGGGAAGAGGGCAAAAGGUUUGGGUGGAAGUCUUCUCUCUUGAAGUGGUUAAAACUUACACCGAAAUAAUUUCACGCUAAUUCCUCUUGUCAAGGUUUUGAAUGCACUUUAUUAAUGGAAUAUAGCACUUGAGAAAUUUCAGGUUCACUGAAAAUGUCAAAUCCACACUGUUACCCUACUUGAAGGAAAUUUGGUUGUGUGAUGAGCAUUUUCAUGAUAAAUAAUUGAGUUAUUUUUAAAUAUUAUUAAAUGAAAUGUGCCAGUU
Messenger RNA from Passer domesticus (house sparrow), 2038 nucleotides. It is a transcript of the gene DNAJC28, whose product is annotated as DnaJ heat shock protein family (Hsp40) member C28. The transcript has 3 exons. The record is from RefSeq and is a predicted model, not a curated record. Bases 745 to 1842 code for a protein of 365 amino acids. Lineage: Eukaryota; Metazoa; Chordata; Aves; Passeriformes; Passeridae.